AUAACGUCAUUAGCUAUACUCAUCAAGCGGUCCAGUGACUCCGGCGAGAAUUUUCUAGCGAACAAAAACGGGUCGGACCUCCUCCUCCUCAUGUGCUCGGACGAGUUUGAGCCAUUCUCUAUUGCCUUCAACGGCCGAGAUGCCCGCAGAAGACUCGGGCCCCUCCGACACCUCAUCCCCAUAUCUGGGCCUCAUCCCUCUGAGGCCCAAUAUCAGCUCCCGGCCCACCUCGCUGGCGUUGUACAUCCGCGGGUGGCCCUCAUAAUCUUCAUUGCUCCAGUCCACGUGGGUGAGCGUGCAGGGCACGCACCCCAACGGGUCCACAAUGCUCAGCAGCGUAGGGAAAUAUUGUUCCUCCGGGAAGCACGCGUAGUCCACCACGCACGGCUGCCGGAACUUCGACCACAGCCACGCGUCGCUCGCCAUAACCCGCGCGUGAUUCCGGUUCACUACCCAGAACUGCGACCCGAACCGGAAAUCCUCCAGAUCCACCUCCGGGAGCAUCGCGUCCUCCCCACGCACCACCCACCUCCAGUACGCGCUGGGCUCGUCGGGGCCCAGUAUCUCCACAAAGCUCCGGCCCGAUUUAAGAAGAAACCGGCGCGUGAAUCUGAAGGAGUGCAGUGGGGCGCAGGAAGGGGAGAGGAGGGCGAACACGGCGUUGGCCCCGUCGUCGACGAGCGCGUGGGAGAGGAUCCGCCGCGCCGCGGCGGCGAGGCUGGGGGUUUGGCGGCGCGUGGGCUUGGAGGGGAUGACCCGGCCGGCGAAAACGCCGGAGAAGGGCGGCGUGUAGUGGGCUUCCGGGUCAGCGUGGAUGUAAACGUUUUGGCGGGGGCGCCGGCGAAGAACAUCUCCCAUAGGGGCGCGAGGGGGAGGGAGGAGGUUGUGAGGAACAUGAAGGCGAUUUUCUUGACGGGUUUCGGGUUCGGGUCGACCCGGGAGGCGAGCUUCAUCAGCGCCACGUCAUCGUCAUCGUCCUCGUAG
Molecule: messenger RNA, 984 nt
Organism: Striga asiatica
Lineage: Eukaryota; Viridiplantae; Streptophyta; Magnoliopsida; Lamiales; Orobanchaceae
Source: the annotation of a GenBank genome assembly